CAUUGCCCAGACCAUUCACGUGAACAUCCCAAACAAGGAAGUGGCUGCUGCAGGAAUCCACACAAUUUUUGGCUGAGUCUGCUUGGUGAAUAGGCUAUUACAAAAGUCAUGUCCGCGUUCGAAAGGCAUAGAGAGGUCACACAUUAUCAAUAGUUACAAAACUCGGCGCAUUUAAAAAUUCGGCGCACCCAUUCUUAUCUUAUUCACGAGUGUAGCAACGACACAGUGACACCAGCUAAGCCUACUCGUACGAUAAGCUAGUUUCUUGUUUUUUGGAACAUCCAAGGGUCAGUUAAGGAUGUGGAUGCCUAUGUUGGGUCUCACUGCCCUGCCUCAUUUAGGAGGGCUGUAUGGCGGUUUUGUCACUCGUAAAGAAGUGAAGACAUGGUAUCCAACUAUAAACAAACCUUCCUGGCGACCUCCUAAUGCAGCUUUCCCAAUAGUUUGGACAACACUCUACACAGGCAUGGGGUAUGCCUCCUACCUUGUCUGGAAUGAGCUGGGUGGUUUCACAAAUGACGCUGUAGUACCUCUAGGACUCUAUGGUCUGCAGUUGGCUCUGAACUGGGCAUGGACACCCAUCUUCUUUGGCGCACAUAAAAUUAAAUUGGCGCUGAUUGAGAUUGUGCUGCUCACUGGGACAGUGGGUGCCACCAUGGUGUCUUGGUACCCCAUCAGCCGUACUGCCACUCUACUCAUGACCCCAUACCUGGCCUGGCUCUGUCUAGCCACCACCCUGAACUACUGCAUCUGGAGAGACAAUCCUGAGAAAAAGGAAAAAAAAUAAUUGUGUAAAACAAAAUCUUGCAUACAUAUAACAGAAUGCAAGAUAGCUGUUAGUGCUCCGUGGAAUUCUAUAUUUCUUCUUGCCAUUCAAGGCAAAACAACUGGUUACCAAUCUUGUUAUAUGUGUGGAAAGCUACAUAAAGCUUUUUUUUCCCUCUUG
Messenger RNA from Alosa sapidissima (American shad), 946 nucleotides. It is a transcript of the gene tspo, whose product is annotated as translocator protein. Gene Ontology annotation, cellular component: mitochondrial outer membrane. The coding region runs from base 299 to 787 and encodes 162 amino acids. Lineage: Eukaryota; Metazoa; Chordata; Actinopteri; Clupeiformes; Clupeidae. The transcript is spliced from 4 exons. The record is from RefSeq and is a predicted model, not a curated record.